CUCUGGGCGCGCCGAGGAAGAGCGGAGGCUCGGUAGGAGGAAGCGAGCGAGCGAGCUAGCAAGUUCCGCAAGCGUUUUGGAGAAAUACAAAUCACCCGCCUCUUUCCGACCUCCUCAAGAUGGAGGAGCCGUCAGUCUGCCUCGCCCACUCAGAGCUUAUUUCGACCGAGCCACUCCUUCCGUCCAAUCACACGGCAGUUCAGACCUUCUGGGGUGGGCCUAUGAAGCCUUUCGAGCUCGGAUUGGUGAGUUCGGCGGGACGCCUUGAGAAUAAGAGUCCUGGAAAGACAGGCGGGAAGUUCUAAAUAAUGAUCCGGUUGUCCGUGGAUGCCGCGGUUGGAGAAACGAUGGAGGCGGAAGCGACAGCGGUGGAGCUUCUAUCUCAGGUCAAUGACAUUUUGACGUAUGAGGAUCAAACCACGAGUGAAACGAGAUUGGAAUUACCAGCCCAGGUCUUAGCUGAGCAUGCAGUGAACACUAGGAAGACUCAGAAGUUGAUGUACACCCAACUACAAGUGCUUAAAUUCCUUCUGGAUUUUCUUGACUCUGCCCCUCGCAUCCAGAAUGCCUCUGACUCUGCUACUCAGAAAGAAAUGGAAGAAGCCAAGAAGCAAUGGAAGGUGCACAAAGCAGAUUACCAGCAACAGGUGGAGGCUAUCAGGGGAGCUGUGCCUCAGAUCCUGGCCAAACAGGAGGAGGUCCAGAGCCGGGCUCGGCUUUUGGAGGAGGCUCUGCAGCGCUACCGAGCAAAGAAAGAAGAGGUAGAGGAAAAAACAAGGAAUGCCCAGAAGAAGGACCUGCAAAAACAGGAGCUCUUGAGAGAGAGACACCAGCAACUAGAGCAACAGGUUGCCGAAUUGCAGGACAGGAUGCAGAAGCAGCAGAAGGAAUUGGAAUGCUUGCAGGCAGAGGUUGGGGAACAAACCAGGCUCUGGCAAGAGAAAACGCAGAAAAUGCAGAGAAUCUCUGAUUUCCGAUGCCUUUUGGAGAGUUUGCAAGGGGUGAAGGUGAUCUGCGUCUCAGAGAAUGACAUGGAGGUGGAGCUGACUUCUCAACCCCAGCCUGAGAUUUCUGCCUCUCAUGGUCUGAAGCUGCAUUUACACUGGGGGGAGGAUGGCAAUGUCACUUUGCAGAGUGACAGCCCUUCUUUCCUUCUCUCUGGGGAGCUUCCCCUGGGGACUUGCAGCACCAUCAAAGGGCUCCUCCUGGAGCUGCAGCACAGCUAUUCCCAACAAGCACAGCUUUUGGCGGAGAUCGAGUUGCUGCAGAACUGUUUUGCAAUUGAUUGGCAGCCAGGGAAGAGACUGCUCAGUUACUUGAACCCUUCGUCAACUUGUAGCCUCUACGUGGAAUCGGGAUAUCCAGCCAGCGGGCAGGUUCGCCUUCUCUCAAUAAAGACUCAACAAGGCACAAUUGACGUGACUUCCUACAAGCCCCCACAGGAAAAACCUUCACUGCAAAAUUGGCUGGUGUACCUGAGCACUAUGGACUUCAAAACUCCCUUCCCGACCUGAAAAGCUUCUACUGCCUAUGUUUGUGUAAUGUGAUGAGGAUCAAGGCCAAUAUCACUCGUUAUGAUAUCUUUUUGAAGAAGAAGGAAAUUGAAUUUAACCGGGACAGUUAUAUUGUGUAUACAUAUAUAUAUGUUUGUGUUUGUUUGUUUUUUUGCUGUAUUUUGGGCCACAUCAGCCUCCACUUCCCUCCCCUUUCACUCUUGCUUGCUUUGAAUUGAGCUUCCAGUUCUCCUCUUCGAGUUCUCCUACUUGUCUGUUACUCUGACAUAGUUUUAUGGCUGGUUGAGUGUUAGUCACCCAUAGUCUAUGUCUCUAGUACAUUGCAUCUCCACAUUGUUGCACAUCUAAAAUCCUUUGAUCAAUAAAAUGCUCUUUGGAGGUUUCUAGCUCUCAUUUAUCCGAUGGACUUAAUUGUAAGGCAAGGUUUGUUUCAUUAUCUUGUAAUUCUUGUCUCUUUUUUUUUCAGACAAUUACUGAUAAUGAAUAAUUUUUUUCACCCAUGUUUAUGUGGAGCACAUUACAAGUUGGGGGAAUGUAAACUAAUCCAAAUGAGAUUUUUAUGCAUAUCUGAUCCCUUAUGAUACACAAAUUACUGCUGGAAUCCCCCCAGGGAUGAUCCUACUGCAGUUUUCACAAGAGAAAAGCCAAAAAGUGCAUUUUAGAUACCGAAUAAAGAUGGAAAGUUGUAGUUUAAUCUGAUGUUAGAACUUGUCAGUUUCUCAUGCAAAUGAGCAACCAAUAAAUGAA
Thamnophis elegans (Western terrestrial garter snake) is the source of this 2261-nucleotide messenger RNA. RefSeq names its product ZW10 interactor-like. Gene Ontology annotation, cellular component: cytosol; dendrite; kinetochore. Gene Ontology annotation, biological process: mitotic sister chromatid segregation; mitotic cell cycle checkpoint signaling; establishment of localization in cell. Lineage: Eukaryota; Metazoa; Chordata; Lepidosauria; Squamata; Natricidae. The record is from RefSeq and is a predicted model, not a curated record. The transcript has 11 exons. The coding region runs from base 309 to 1514 and encodes 401 amino acids.